AUGGCAAAUCGGACGGUAAAAGAUGCGGUUACCGUAAAAGGGACAAAUCCCCAGUAUUUAGUGGAAAAAAUUAUCCGCACACGAAUUUAUGAUUCGAAAUAUUGGAAGGAAGAAUGUUUUGCGCUAACUGCUGAACUUUUGGUAGACAAAGGAAUGGAGCUACGGUAUAUCGGUGGAAUCUAUGCAGGAAACGUGAAACCGACACCGUUUUUAUGUCUGUGUUUGAAAAUGCUACAAAUUCAACCAGAGAAAGAUAUCGCCGUUGAGUUUAUUCGACAGGAAGAAUACAAAUAUAUUCGCGCGCUUGGAGCAAUGUACAUCCGGCUCACGUUCACUUCUAUCGAAGUUUAUAAAUAUUUGGAACCGUUGUACAACGAUUAUCGGAAGUUGCGAAUAAUGAACAAUGAUGGAAGGUUUGAAAUUGUUCAUAUGGAUGAAUUUAUUGACAAUUUACUGCGUGUGGAACGAUACUGUGAUAUUCAUUUACCGAGGAUACAGGUAUUCCAUGCAUCAUACUUUUCUUUCUAUGUGAUUUCUCCCUGA
Molecule: messenger RNA, 543 nt
Organism: Cercopithifilaria johnstoni
Lineage: Eukaryota; Metazoa; Nematoda; Chromadorea; Rhabditida; Onchocercidae
Source: the annotation of a GenBank genome assembly